Messenger RNA from Talaromyces proteolyticus, 628 nucleotides. RefSeq lists its product as uncharacterized. Lineage: Eukaryota; Fungi; Ascomycota; Eurotiomycetes; Eurotiales; Trichocomaceae. The transcript has 2 exons. The coding region runs from base 115 to 510 and encodes 131 amino acids. The record is from RefSeq and is a predicted model, not a curated record.
UUCAAAUCAUUGCCAAUUGGCUUAACCUCAUUCCUAACCAGGAGUCAAGCAAAAUCCGAUAAAUCGGCCAAAAUAAACACCACAACCAGCAGCAGCAACAACACGCCGUCAAUAAUGGCAGCUUCAUCACAAAAAAAGGACACCAACAGUACGCCGCUAUUUCGCUCCAACUUCGCCAGCGCUCCUUCAAGUACACAGUCAGCUAUUCCACCGUCGCUGUCAAAGACGUCGUCAUCAUUGCUUUCGGCGACAGAUCACAAGACCUCUUCUUCUUCCACGUCCUCAUUUUCGACCAUUCAAUACGAUCACGAGACGUAUUUGGAGUUACUGGCUGGGAAGAGCAGCUCCGUAGAAAAGACGGCCAGUCAGAUUUAUAGAGAGGAACGAGCACGACAGCUCAGCCUCAGAGCUCAGGAUCCUGCUGUACUGUCAGGACCCAUGGACCUCGACGACUUUGCGACUCACCACCAUACAGGUGGAUAUUACGGAGAAAAUGAGACUAGAAAAUGACAUGUUUAGGCGAUGGUCCACAGAGAUAUCUGGGUUUCGACUCCGCCGGCGAAUUAGAUGUCAAUAUUAACGACCUGACGACGAUGAUAAACAAUCAUAUUAAUUUACUUGCACUGAU